GGAGGGGGGAAGGGGGUGGCAGGACACCAGCUGGGAGACAGGGGCCUCAGGGGCCAGGAAUGGGGUUCCUGGGUGCGGCGCUGAUUUUCCUGGCGCAGUUCUGGGCCCCACAAGGAGCCACAGGCCUGAGUGUGCAGCAGGCACCCAAGUGGCUGCAGGCACGGCAGGACGGCCAGGUGACCUUGGUCUGCCAGGUGGGGCAGGCCCAGGCCUGGGAGCAGCUCCGUGUUGAGUGGACCAAGGAUGGUGACACCUUGUGCCAGACACAGGUCACCAAUGGCAGUCUCAGCAUGGGUGUCUGCGGGCCCCGGGGCUGGCUUUCCUGGCAGCAGCCUGGCAAUCUCACCCUGCAGCUGGAUCCUGUGAGUCUUAACGACAGCGGGCUUUAUGUGUGCUGGGCAACUGUGGAGAUCCCUGGGCUAGAGGAGGCCCAGGGCAACGGGACGCAGCUCCUGGUGGAGACAGACGGCUCUCUACUGAACCAGGGCGUCUCAGGACUUUUCUUCGCGCUGCUGGUGACCGGGGUUGUGGCCGUUGCCGCUUUUGCUCUAGGAGCCUGGGUCUGGGCCCGCUGCUGCCGUCGACAUAGGGAAGCAGGGAAUCCACUCUACAGCAACGUCUUAUACAAGCCUCGGAGGGCCCCAAGGAAGAGUGAGGCAUGGCCUGUGGAGGGGAAGGUGCUGGACAUCCCCAGAGAGGAUCAGAAUGGCCAAAGCUUCUAUUCGAUCUCUUUACCCCAGCACCCCACUGCCAAGCAGCAUCUAGCUCCCAAAUCUUGCCCCAGGCCCAGUCCCCCCAUCUCUGUGUUCAGAGUUUCUCCUGCCUCAGGCGCCUCUGGGCAGCCAAGAGAGUUCCUUGAAGCGAGAAAAGGAAUCAGAACCCCCAGAGACCAGAGAGGACCCCCCCAGCGGCUACGUAAAGAUGCAACUGAUUCCAGCGGGUCAGGGAGUCCAGCCUGAGACCCUGUGCUCACUUCCUCUCCCUUAUCCCCAGAACACCAAAUAAAGGCUCAUGAAGAAAGCAAA
This is a messenger RNA of Sus scrofa (pig), 1025 nucleotides long. It is a transcript of the gene TMIGD2, whose product is annotated as transmembrane and immunoglobulin domain containing 2. Gene Ontology annotation, cellular component: B cell receptor complex; external side of plasma membrane. The record is from RefSeq and is a predicted model, not a curated record. NCBI's taxonomy places the organism in Eukaryota, Metazoa, Chordata, Mammalia, Artiodactyla, Suidae. Gene Ontology annotation, biological process: B cell differentiation; B cell receptor signaling pathway.